GUCUCUAAAUAAUUACCCUUUCAAAGCAACAGGUACUAGUGAAGAAGACGGUAUAUGUGACGAAGUCUUUUCUUUGCUCUUUGUGGUCGUGAGCGGCAUAUGAGAUGAGUGUGAGUCACAAUGAGUUGGAACUGUUAGAUUUCCAGCAGUUGAGUCAAAUGUCGUUGGUCAAACUAGACGUCUCAUUUAAUACUCUCAAGCUGCUGUCUUCCAGUAAGCAGAACAUAAAUUCAAUAAAAGAACUUGAUCUUAGCAACAACAGAAUUAACAAGCUAAUAGGCUGUGAGAAUCUUGUUAAUCUCGUUUAUCUCAAUGUGAAGAAUAAUCUUCUCACUCAUGCGAAUGAACUGAAUUGUUUGUCAAAUCUCACUCAUUUGUCAGACUUGGUGGUUGCAGGAAAUCCGUUUGCGAGGGGAAUGUUGCGUAGGGCAAGUGUGUUUGCUAGAUUGCAUCUUGUUGCUAGACAGUUAACUUUAGACGGCUACAAGAUGUCACGAAGAGACGAGUUGAAAAUCCGACGUCACACAUCUGUCUCUCCUCCACAUCAUCUCAUCUCAAACACAUCAUCAUCAUCCAGACCCCAUCACUCUUGCUCGUUAUCCGUCCCGACUUCGUGUGCAACACACAACAUUCAACAACCAACAGCGAGUGUCAAACCAUCGUCUCAAACGGUUGAAAACAGACAGACGAAACGAUCACUAGCUGCUCUGACUUUACUAGAGAAGACGGAAAUGAAUGGACGUGACGUCAUAACGGAUUUAUGAGUGACGAUAAGCCGUCGAGGGAUGAGUGUGAGCAUAACACUCGAUCAUCAUCAACACUUCAUUCUCCAUUAACGUCUUAUAGUUUGGCCUCUGAUCAUCGAGGACACGCCCACACACCAGAGGAAGGAAAUGAGUUGAGAACAUGGUCAUCGACUGCAUGUCCACACACUGUGGCAGUCCCUCGUUACCAUGUUGAUAUCAAUGAUUUGAAUAUGGGAGGACACGAUUCGUUGUCUCUUUCGGGUGAAAAUCUGAGUGAGGGAGAGGGUUAUGAGAUGAGAAAGAGUGGAGCAAUUUGAGCACAUGUUGACUAGCUGAGUGACGAUGCAUGCUAAUCUUGCAGUCAAUCGGGUCAUCACAUGCACACACACUAGAUUGUCACGAUGCAUAGAGGUAGAGAUGAUUACUCAUUUUUAAUUGACAGACUUAUGUGAUUGUUUUAGCACUCAGCAAUAAAUAUUUUGUCUAAAUAAAAAUUGGUUUGGAGUGA
Molecule: messenger RNA, 1254 nt
Organism: Corticium candelabrum
Lineage: Eukaryota; Metazoa; Porifera; Homoscleromorpha; Homosclerophorida; Plakinidae
Product: serine/threonine-protein kinase 11-interacting protein-like
Exons: 6
Coding region: 105-764 (219 amino acids)
Molecular function (GO): protein binding
Source: RefSeq, a predicted model, not a curated record